Diospyros lotus (date-plum) is the source of this 2948-nucleotide messenger RNA. Its product is annotated as probable serine/threonine-protein kinase At1g09600. The record is from RefSeq and is a predicted model, not a curated record. Gene Ontology annotation, molecular function: RNA polymerase II CTD heptapeptide repeat kinase activity; ATP binding; cyclin-dependent protein serine/threonine kinase activity. Gene Ontology annotation, biological process: protein phosphorylation; positive regulation of transcription elongation by RNA polymerase II. Lineage: Eukaryota; Viridiplantae; Streptophyta; Magnoliopsida; Ericales; Ebenaceae. Gene Ontology annotation, cellular component: nucleus; cyclin-dependent protein kinase holoenzyme complex.
CCCUUCGUCCUUGAUUCUCGUUUGAGAAUCCGUUACGGUCAAUCGUUCAUUAUCAAUUUUACUCCCUUGGAUUGGUUCAAUCAACGGUUUCGUCCGAUCGGCUGUAGAAAUUUUCGGGACUCUUCCCAGUCCACCCCCCCGAACCAGAGCUCAUGCAUCAGACUUUGAACAUCCGAAAGCAGCUGGCGAUUGGUUUUCAUUCCCAGCAUUGUUCCAAUGUGGGUUUGUUCAGAUUAAUAUGGAUAAGGGCUGCUCGUAGAUUGGUGAUUGCUGAGUUCAUUACCAUGGUCUUCUGAUUUUAUGGGCUUCUGAAUUCGGGUCUUUGUUGUUCUUGCGAUACAUUUGAAUGUGGGGUUUAAAAUUGGAGAAAGAGAAUUGGAUUUUUUCAGCUUCGCAAUCACCCGUUUGAGAAAAUGGUAUUUGGGGUUGAUGUGGAGAAUUCAUUGAGUUGGGUAUUGGAUUGGAGACUGUUUGGGAUUGAGGGGUAGCUAGGUUGGAAAAAUACGAGCAGUAGUUGAAUUCGGUGGGGGUUUUGAGGGAUUGUCGCUUUAAUACUUGGAUUCUGUUCUUGUACCAGGAAUGUGAAGUUUGAUCACCAUGGGCUGUAUCUGUUCAAAGGGGACAGUUGUACAUGAGUAUGCUGAGAAUUGCGUGACAAACAAAGGAUCGAAAAAGAGUUCGAAGCAGGCUGUUGCUUCAUCAAGAGGAAAGGAAGUUGUAAUCGAUGUUGGUAACGGUGGCAAUGUCUCAACCGCGAAGAAUUUGGUCUCGGCUUCGUUGGCUUUGGACGAUUGGGAGAAGAAAGCAAUGGCUACUGCUAAGAAGAAUGCAAGCUCCAAUGCUGAUGUAACACGAGAAGGCACAAGGGAAGACGAGCAGAUAUCUCGGGUGUUUAGUGUUAGCAAUGGAGUUGAUGGGGCUCAGGUUGCUGCUGGAUGGCCACUCUGGUUAACGUCUGUGGCUGGGGAAGCCAUUCAAGGGUGGGUACCUCGCAAGGCAGACUCCUUUGAGAAAUUAGAAAAGAUUGGACAAGGGACCUACAGCAGUGUGUACAGAGCCCGUGAUCUUGAGACUGGAAAACUUGUUGCCCUAAAGAAGGUCAGGUUUGUUAACAAGGACCCAGAGAGUGUCCGUUUUAUGGCAAGGGAAAUUCGUAUUCUGCGCCAACUUGAUCACCCAAAUGUUAUGAAGCUAGAAGGUUUGGUCAUUCUGAGGGUGUCAGGGACAUUAUAUCUUGUCUUUGAAUACAUGGAGCAUGACCUUGCUGGACUUGUAGCUUCACCCAAAGUCAAAUUCACUGAACCACAGAUCAAGUGUUACAUGCAGCAACUGUUUUGUGGGCUUGAGCACUGCCACAGCCAUGGAGUCCUGCACCGUGACAUUAAGGGCUCAAAUCUUCUGAUUGACAAUAAUGGAAAUCUAAAGAUUGGUGAUUUUGGAUUGGCAACAUUUUUCAGCCCCAAUUCAAAGCAACCUCUAACAUUUCGUGUAGUGACUUUGUGGUAUCGACCUCCUGAGCUUCUGCUUGGUGCCACAGAUUAUGGAGUUGCUGUUGAUUUGUGGAGUGCAGGUUGCAUUCUUGCAGAACUCUAUGCCAGAAAGCCAAUUAUGCCCGGAAGAACUGAGGUAGAACAACUGCACAAGAUAUUCAAACUCUGUGGCUCACCAGCUGAAGAGUACUGGCAAAGAUCAAGGUUGCCAAAUGCAACUAUCUUCAAACCUCAACAGCCUUACAAGCGCUGUAUUGCCGAGACAUUCAAGGACUUCCCACCUUCAGCUUUAGCUCUCCUCGAUGCCCUCCUAGCAGUGGAACCAAAUGCUCGAGGGUCAGCUUCCUCUGCCCUUCAAAGUGAGUUCUUCACCACCAAACCCCUCCCCUGUGAUCCAUCAACUUUGCCCAAGUACCCACCAAGCAAGGAGCUCGAUAUGAAGAUUCGCGAUGAAAAAGCACGAAGGCAAAAAACAGCUGUCGGUAAAGGGGGGCAUGCCCAUGAAUCUAAUACCAAAGACACCAGAGAAUCCCAACUGGUGCCAACACCUGAUGGGAAUUCAGAGUUACGGCAGCGCCUUCAGGUAAUAUUUGCGUUAUAAGGCUUAGUACAGGCAAAUAGCAACUUGUUUGUUCCUUUUGUGUUAUUUGCUUCUGCCUCCUCGGCUCAUUCAGAGGCGACAGGGGCAGUAUUCUGGGCAGCCAUCUUCGUCUCCAAAGAGUGGUACGGUGUUGAGGACCAAAGAAGCUUUCAGACAUCCGGAGCUAGCUGAAUUGUCCGUGUUUUCCAAUUCAGUUGCUGUUCGAGGCAGUUCUAGGCUUGAUAUGAGCCAACAAGCAAGUAGGAAUCAACACUGGCCGGAGGAGCGUUGCAAUGCCAAAUAUGAUCAGCUCGAUUAUGCGGGAUCCUCUGUAAGCUACGACUGGCCUCACCGCUUGCACGAUGUUCCAAAGUCUUGUAGCAAGAAUGAAUCAGUGCAUGAGAAAGGAUCUACAACGGCUUAUGCUCCAAACAAUCGUCGAAACCACUACUCAGGUCCACUGCUUCAUACAGGGAGAAACGUUGAUGAAAUGCUCAAAGAGCAUGAGAAACGGAUCCAAGAUGCUGUGCGUAAAGCUCGCCUCAACAAGACAAAGAGCAAAGAUAUGUUGUGAUAAUAGAUAGACAAACUGAACUGAAUCGUUGCUGCAGAAUGUGGGAAACGCAAAACUCCAGUAGAGAAUGGUGCAGUUGUAUAUAUAUCCCAGGUAUGUAAAACAAGCUUCAUCCUAGAAAAUAUUUGAGUGAUAGAAUAUUGAAUAGUUAAGAAAUAAAUCAUAUUCAUAGGGCCUUCCUUAGAUUAUGUACAAAUCAUGGUAGCCUCGGUUGAUUAGACUGGUCAGACGCGGAUCCUUUGUGGCUUGAAGCAUCUUCUACAGAAUAAAAUGGUUUCCAUCGUUUUAUGUGAAGCCUAAUCCA